CCGGGCCUCGCUGUCUGGGGAAGCUGGCCGGCUCCCCCCUUGGCGACUCCGUCUUCACAUCUGACAGACGGGAGGCUCACAGUGUUCCCCUGAGACUGUUGCCAGGCGGUCACGAAGCAAGAGGUGCCAAUGGGCAGCUGCGCAGGGUGAACCCCACCUUCCCUCCCCACCUGUCCCCUUGCUGGUAGACUUACUGGCCUCGUGUCUGCUGGGGCGGAGAGUGGGGACUGCCUGGCACCAGCACGUGGCCCCUGGCUCCUAGGGGGCACCCCAUAAAUAUCUGUGCCUGAAACAGUACGUGGAGCUCUUGAUCAAGGAAGGGUUAGAAACCACGAUCAGCUGCCCGGACGCCGCCUGCCCCAAGCAGGGCCGCCUGCAGGAACACGAGAUCGAGUGCAUGGUUGCAGCUGAGAUGAUGCAGAGAUAUAAGAAGCUGCAGUUCGAGAGAGAGGUGCUCCUGGACCCCUGCCGGACCUGGUGCCCGGUGUCCACCUGCCAGGCCGUGUGUCAGCUCCAGGAGCGGGGGCUGCAGACGCCUCAGCUGGUGCAGUGCCGAGCCUGCGCCACGGAGUUCUGCUCCGCCUGCAAAGCCGGCUGGCACCCCGGCCAGGGCUGCCCAGAGACCAUGCCCGUCACCUUCCUUCCCGGGGACACCAGUUCGGCCUUCAGACUGGAGGAGGACGACGCGCCCAUCAAACGCUGCCCCAGGUGCAAGGUGUACAUCGAGCGAGACGAAGGCUGUGCCCAGAUGAUGUGUAAGAACUGCAAGCACGCCUUCUGCUGGUACUGCCUCGAGUCCCUGGACGACGACUUCCUCCUCAUCCACUAUGACAAAGGACCCUGCAGGAACAAGCUGGGCCACUCCCGAGCCUCUGUGAUCUGGCAUCGGACGCAGGUCGUGGGCAUCUUCGCUGGAUUUGGGCUCCUGCUCUUGGUGGCCUCGCCUUUCCUUCUCCUGGCCACUCCGUUUGUACUCUGCUGCAAGUGCAAGUGCAGCAGCGGCGACGACGACCCCCUGCCCACCUAG
Molecule: messenger RNA, 1027 nt
Organism: Molossus molossus (Pallas's mastiff bat)
Lineage: Eukaryota; Metazoa; Chordata; Mammalia; Chiroptera; Molossidae
Gene: RNF144A
Product: ring finger protein 144A
Exons: 7
Coding region: 398-1027 (209 amino acids)
Biological process (GO): ubiquitin-dependent protein catabolic process; positive regulation of proteasomal ubiquitin-dependent protein catabolic process; protein polyubiquitination
Cellular component (GO): Golgi apparatus; cytoplasm; ubiquitin ligase complex
Molecular function (GO): ubiquitin conjugating enzyme binding; ubiquitin protein ligase activity; zinc ion binding
Source: RefSeq, a predicted model, not a curated record